AUGCUGGAGUCCAUCCGUGUCACCGAAAAACUUCACUGGCCUAAGACAGAGCUUUCUAAGAAAUCAAUCCUGAGUCCAGAAGAACAUAAGCUGAACAUUAAUAGUGAAAACAGCCUCCAGCAGCCACCUUCUGGGAUCCUUAAGGACAUUUUCACAACAGGAACCAGUAGCUACAACGUCCUUCUGCAGAGCAAAGAGGAGAAAAAACACCAUGCUCAAAAGCAGUCAUCUGCUCACCACAAGAAACAAAGAAAAACUACAAAGUGUUCUGCCACCUUGCGAAGCAGUGAGCACCGCAAAAUCAAAUUCCCACUCCCCUUGCUCAGCAGCGGAUGGUACUAUACAAACAGACAGCCCUCCAUCGUCGUCACUAGCCCAGUGUCUACCAGCAUAAAGUUUACAAACGGUAUUUCAGUUCCAGGGAACAGCAUAGGACUGCCAUCUCGACCCAGAAGUAGAGCUAAGAGGCAUUUUAAUCUAACAAAGCCAAAGCAAUCCCAGUCUUCAAAAAGCCAUGGAAAAGAAGGUGACGCCUCGAGCCGAAAACUCUGUUUACUGACUGCAAUCAAGCCUUCCAACGUGGAGAAAGAGAAGAUGAAAUUCUUCAAGUCCGAUUUCACGUACAAUCCUCAGUUUGAGUAUGCAAACCCUGCUCUGCCAAACGUGUUAGCUAAGCACAGCCAUGCGUCUGACAGAUUUCUUAAGCAGUCCAUUAACAUCAUGGAGCGGACGUUGCAGAAAUAUGGAAGCUAUGAAAAAUUUGAGCAGGCCACUGGAGGCAGCUUGCUGACCAAAAGCCGCAUCUGGAAUCACGUCAGGAAAUAUAUGGUAAAAGAAGGCUGUCUUGGUGAG
Pterocles gutturalis (yellow-throated sandgrouse) is the source of this 852-nucleotide messenger RNA. RefSeq lists its product as uncharacterized. The transcript has 3 exons. Lineage: Eukaryota; Metazoa; Chordata; Aves; Pterocliformes; Pteroclidae. The annotation marks the transcript as partial. The record is from RefSeq and is a predicted model, not a curated record.